Pseudomassariella vexata is the source of this 4560-nucleotide messenger RNA. RefSeq lists its product as uncharacterized. The coding region runs from base 1 to 4560 and encodes 1519 amino acids. The transcript has 2 exons. NCBI's taxonomy places the organism in Eukaryota, Fungi, Ascomycota, Sordariomycetes, Amphisphaeriales, Pseudomassariaceae. The record is from RefSeq and is a predicted model, not a curated record.
AUGAUGCCCCAACCAAGGUCUGCCAACACGAGCUGGCGUAAUCCUCCAGCCUUGGAAGACCAGUCACACUCCCAAGGUAGCAUGUGUCUUUCUUCCCAAGAAAAUUUCCUCCGAGUUCUGGAGGAUUUGCAGGACGUCGAUUUUCAGUCUACCAAAAACAACCGCUUGUCUCCUAUAAUGGAAGCAUUACACCCUCGAGAUCCGUUGCAGCACCCCACAGACAUAGCAGACCCCGGAGACUUACAUUCCCAGCUGGUGUUUGAAGAUCCACCACUGCUACAGCAUAGGAGCCCCACAGAGCACGCAAUUGCAUCCGCGUCCCAAGAACCUCCUGUCCAAAGCCACGGAGUAUUCACUCGUCCUGACUAUGAGAAUCCAACCGACAUGAUGGCUCAAAACUUUCGAUUUAAAGCCAAAAGCCAGAACCCACCCCCAAAGUCCAUGCACAUGGGUAUAAGAGCAGAUGGGGAUCCAGCUUCCCACGGUCCAGUUUCUUACACACAAACCGAUGCCAUAACCGGGGAGAUGCAGCCCAAUCAGUCUCCUAGAAUGUCACUUCCACUACCAAAGAGACUUGGCCCGAUACAGUCUGGUGAAAUCAACUUGCAGCCUCAUUCAUCCACCAAAGAGAAGCAGCCAGGCCCCGUUGUCGCUCAGACAAAACCACACAAGGAUGCUCCCAAAAUGCAGCCCACUGCAGUCUCCCACAAGCAGAGCCCAGACUCGAGACCAAAUCGUUCUUCAACGGCGCCUGAAGCUUUGAGAUGUAAUCAAAAGCAAGUUAUUCAAGAAAGAGAACAGCUGGAGACGACUGACCUGGAUGAACCCCGUCCCAUAGGGGUCAACGCUCAGAGCAUUGAAGAGGCGCCCAUUUCCGAUGAUUCUGACGGGGCCACCCAGCAGGUCACGCAGUAUCAGCAAGAUGCUCAAGAUCAGGCGCAAUUUCCUGAAGAGAAAGCGAUACCUGAUCAAGUCUCUACCGCAGGUUAUCAGUCCGAGGAUGAUGUUGCGGGUUUGCCAUUUCCGAAUCACGGCGAUGGUGAAGCCAUGUGUACGGCUGAGCAGCACCACCCGCCUCCUCCAAUCACCAACUCGCAGAACCAAAUGCAUCCGCAUCUAUCGACUCAGAACCACUCAAGUAUCCAGCCGAGACAAGUUCAAAACACUCCGCCAAAUAUUGGCGUGGCUCGUUCAGUUUAUAAGUCGAAGACAUCAUCACACGGCAGACCAACUUCUGCUGCUGCGCAUUCCUCAGCCAAUGUUACCCCCAGCCAUGCGAGCACUGUUGAUGAACCCGUAACAGCCUCACGUGGGACCAGACGACAGGAAGCUCGACCCACGGUCGAUUCUGCCUUCUUGGCCCCCAGUCCCAGCGCGGCUCCAUCUCGUCGAGCGCAAAGGAAGGCCCAGCAUUUGCGCCGACCCCUGAGAAACGAGGUCGAGAGUGUAAGGGAAGAAUCAGUUCUGCGGCCAAGGUCUCGCGAGUCAAACAUUUCGAAGCAACGAGGCAUCUCCCCCAGAGAGCAUAGGAGGUUGUCUCCCGGGGCUAAACAGUCGGCCGAGAAUUUCAAAAUGCUGGGGAACUCUUGGAAUCAUUAUUUUACUUUCGAACAAGGGCGUCAAGCUAAGGUCAGCAACAGAAUUGAUAGAAUGGAGAAAGUCAUUGCCGAACAAGCAGAGUCAAUUCGGGAACUUGAGAACGACCUCGACGCUCGAGACAGUUAUGCUGACCAUUUGGAGGGCGAGAAGAACCAGCUCAUAGCAGACAUUGAAGAAAUGGAGACAAGGAUGCAAGAAUCUUCAUCCAAAAUCAAGAAGUUGGAUGAAAAAUGCCGAUCAUACAGAGAUCGUCUGAAUGAGGCUACAACAGAGCAGCAGGCCCUCUAUUUGAAGAUGAAGAAUUCCUAUCAAACUGCUCUUGCUGCGAUUCGAGAAGAAGAUCAAAGCAGGAAGAAGUCCACGGAACAUGCCUUGAAAGUGUCGGAAUCAGUCAGAGCUGAGAUUCACAGCAAGGUUACUUCUGUCGUAAAUGAAGCCCGGCAGCGAGCUGAAAAAAUGGACAGCACCAUCACAACUCUGAGUGUCCAGCUAGAGGAGCGUAACCGUGAAUUGUCUCAGGAGAAGCAGACCAUCAAAACUCUGCGAAAGGAGCUCGACGAGUCUCGACAGAUGAACACCCACAACUUGCAGACAUUGACCAGCCAGAAUGAGCAGAUUCUGAAGACGAUGCAGCAACAUCGAAGUCAUGCCGCCGAUGCUGAAAUCUCUGCCUGUAAACAAAACGAGAAUCUGGACUUGAUUGUAAAGACCCUUAACGAAGUGAAAGCCACCGCAUCUGAUCAAACAGCUGUCAUUGCCCAGAUGCGCACUCUCAAAGACGAAGGAGUGAACAGCGUCCUUGAAGAGAUCCAGAAACUGGCGUCAAGCCACUCGGCCCAUGAUGAAGACAAAAAGUUGUUGUCAGCAAAUUUGCUCUCGAUUCAUGGUAUGUGUGAAGGAAUUCAACAGCAAGUGAACGAAGGUCAGCAGGCUGCUGCUCAGUGGCAUAAUCGCUACGAAGAGGCAUUUCACCAGUUUGAGUCUUCAGAAGAAGCUAGAAAAGAAGCGGAGGAAAAGCUUGAGGAGGCCAAUGAAUGGUGUGCGGAGUAUCACACAGAGAACGAACAGUUUCGUAUGCAAGUCGAGGUCCUUGAAACCCAGGUUGCCAUACUUCAGGGCCAAAUUGGCCUUAGCGAAGCCAACAAAGCAGAAGUUUCUCGUCUGCAGCAACUGGUUACAGAAAAGACCGCGGAGUUUGCCCAGUCCGAUGAGAAAGUCCAAUCAUUGUCGGAACAACUGUUUGCCCAGAACGGACAGUUGAAUGAGAGGAAGGCUCAAAUUUCUCACCUUCAGCAGUUGUUCACAGAGAAGAAUGCAGAGUUUAUUCAAUCUGACCAGAGGGCCAAAGCGUUGGAGGAGAAAUUGCUUGCUCAGACCAAUCAGCUGAAGGAGCAAGACUCCCAGGCACGCACAGAUCGUGAGAGACUCAAGCAUGCACUUGACGACGCAGCCCAACAGCAGCGGCAGGCAAUCGAGCAAGCCGUUCUAAAUGAGAGAACACGGGUGCAGGAGGUGCAGCGAGACACAGAACAACGUCUUGCUGCAUCCGAAAAAUCGCGGUCUCAAAUGGAGCAAGAACUCGAGAAGGCCAAUGAGACUAUCGAGCAACUGUCGAUGGGUCGUGAUUCCGUCAUCGAGGAGUUAAGAAGCCUUAGAGAUGGCAUCACGCACCAGAUACAGAAGGUGAACGAACUGACCAGUGAAGUUGAAGAUGCAGGAGAGAGCCAGAACCGCUUACGAACUCAAUUGGGCGAGUUGGCUCAGGAUCGAGUCCAGAUCUCUUACCUGGAAACUAUGUUCCAGAGGAUGCAACGAGAAAACCACAGCGUUCUCGAGGCCAUCACCACGGAGAAAAAACGCCUCGCUGCGGAUAUAACUGAUGAUCAGGGCUUGACAAUAGGGUUAAGAACACCGACGAGCACGAUGAAGGGUCACACUGGAACUGAUAUCUCCUCCAGUCCUCUCAGUGAACCGCCAUCUUCUCCUUUGCUGUCGCAACAGGAGUCCCAGGUGCGAACCAGACGUGUCUCCAUGAAAUCGCCCAUGGAAGAAGAGGGUGUUCUCGCCCCCUCAAUAUUACAAGAGCGCGAAUCCAGGAGACUUGCUCAACCGCCUCGACCAAUCAUCAAGCCAACCACCCGUUCGACUGACUCGGAGAACCAAAAUUCGACGAAAGAUGCGUCACGUACUACUUCGAAAGCACAAAAUACUCCCGACUCUGUGCCAUCUCAAAGCAACACGUCCAAAUCUUCCGCAUUGACUCACAGCAGUUACAAUCGGCCUGUUCUCGGAGGCUUGGCUAGCAAUGGCGGAAACAGCGAAGUCGAAGGUCAGCGUGCGGUUCAAAGAGAUCCUCGGGCUCGUCGAGCAUCUACGAGAGAAGAAAACCAGGACAGCCAAGAAAAGCCCCCCAAGCGACAGAGGACAUCAGAAAUCAGUCAUCAAAGUGGUGCGGCCGCAGAUACGACUGCAUCAAGCAAGAUGCCCCGUUCCUCUUCUCGAUAUUUCUCUCACAAUGCCAAUGAUAACGAUUCAGAGAUUGCUGAAGAGGACAUGUCGACUGUGAAAAUGACGUCGUCUCGCCUCCCAACGGUGGGCCAGCGUGGAGGACCUCUUGAAAGACCGGCAUCUAACCUUGCUCGCACGUACGGAUCUCAGUCAUCCCAGAGUGCGACCAGUCAGGUUUCCACGGCAUCUACCAGGACUAUGCAGUCCACCGGCAGUCAGGCUUCAGAGGUUUCAGCAUCUGCCGUGAAGUCUAGCCAGAGCCAAAACCGAGCCAAGAUGGCCGAGACUGCAACUCAGAAUACAUUCAAAUUAAGCCGAAACCAAGGUACCUCGGUCAGUAGCAACCAGAGUCAACACAACAAAGCAAAGAGCCUCCAGAACACUCUGAAGUCAAGUCAGUCCCAAGGGCGAACGCUGCCUGUCAAGCACCGACGUGAGAUUGCUGCCAAAUAG